Panicum virgatum (switchgrass) is the source of this 4123-nucleotide messenger RNA. Its product is annotated as disease resistance protein Pik-2-like. NCBI's taxonomy places the organism in Eukaryota, Viridiplantae, Streptophyta, Magnoliopsida, Poales, Poaceae. The transcript has 3 exons. Bases 868 to 3762 code for a protein of 964 amino acids. Gene Ontology annotation, biological process: defense response to other organism. The record is from RefSeq and is a predicted model, not a curated record. Gene Ontology annotation, molecular function: ADP binding.
ACUGCAGAGGAUGUCAAUCCUUCAAUCCCUGGGCCAUUUUCACUAGAGAUAUAAACGGAUAGGAUAUCUACGGUUACAAAUACAAAUAUAUAUAGUUACUCCUUCCGUUCCAAGAGAAAUGCAAUAUUAAUUCUAGCUUCCCAUGAAUUCAAUCUAUCUCAACUUUGGCCAAAUAUAUAUAAAAAAUUAAUAUUAUUUAUGAUACCAAAUAGUUAUAGUUAGAUUUAUUGUUAAAUAAAAUUUGGUGUCACAAACAUUAAUAAUAUUUUCUAUAAACUUAAUUUGACUCAAUCCAAACUUAGAGGCUGCUUGGUUCCCAACCACAUCCCGCCACGCCAAGCGUGGCGUUAGCUUAGAGUCGGCGUCGUGGCGUGGCUUGAUAUGACUGGGAACCAAGCACACCCUUAGAAUUACAUUCUUGGGGGGAUGGAGGUAGCAGCUAUUUUUCUUCUAAUCGGAUAAAGAUAGUGAUAAAUAUGUGGGAUAAGAAAUAAAUGGAUAUCGACAUCUUAUAAAUUUGCCGUUCGAAUACGGUGUUGGUUGCUGGAUAUCUGGACUUGUAUAUGGACGUAUCUUAACCCUUUGAAUGGAUCCAAAUCUAAAUAGGAACUAGUGAGGUGACCUGCGCAAAUAGUAUUGAUAUUCUAGAGAUAUAAACGGAUAGGAUAUCUACGGUUACAAAUACAAAUAUAGUUACUCCUUCCAUUCCAAGAGAAAUGCAAUAUUAAUUCUAGCUUCCCAUGAAUUCAAGCUAGAGUGCACGAAGUCAACAGAUCCACACCCGCUGACCCAGACCCAUCCCCUGGUUGUGGGGCGCGGCGACAUCCACAGAUCGAAAUCCGGAGCAGGCCGGCGCCGGCGAGCAAGAUGGGCGCGUUGUCCGUGUCCGUGGUGGUGAAUGUGGUAAUGAGGAAGCUCCACGCGUUUCUGGAGCAGGAGUACGCGCUGCUCUCCGGCGUCCGCCACGACGUCCGCUUCCUCGAGGCCGAGCUAGGAAGCAUGCGCGCCGCGAUCCACCAUUGCGAGUCCCACGACGAGCAGGAUGCCCUGUUCUGGCACUGGAUCGACCUCGUCCGCGAGCUCGCCUACGCCGUCGAGGACUGUGUCGACCUGUUCACCAUCCGUGUCGAUGCUGCCGCCGGCAUCUGGGGCAACCCCUCCUUCAGGUCCCGUUCCCAAGGGUGGUUUCGCAGCAUUGCGCGCAAGAUGACAACACUCCCCACCCGCCGCGUCAUCUCCAGCGAGCUUCAGGAACUGAAGAAGCGUAUCAUGGAGAUAGCAGAGCGGCGAGAGCGCUACAGGCUCGUCAACGCGCACUUCACCGCCACUCACCGUCCCAGAGUUGAUCCCCGCCUUUCCGUGCUCUACCAAGAUAUUGACAGGCUUGUCGGCCUGGCCAGACCGAUGGAAGAGGUGACCAAGAUGGUCACCGAAUCUGGGGGCAAGGCUGAGCUCAAGACCGUCUCCAUCGUCGGCAUGGCCGGAUCCGGGAAGACGACGCUCGCCAAUGCGGUGUACAUGCGGCUUAGAGAGGAGAAUUGCUUCCAGUGUCACGCAUUCGUCACUGUGGGGCAGAAGCCAGACCUCAAGAAGACUCUCAUGCACAUGCUCUCAAUGCUCGACAGCGCGCACCAACAGUUACAUGAGGACAUUGACGAUGACGACCUCAUCGUGCUGCCCAUCAGACACAUACUGGAGAAGAAAAGAUACCUUAUUGUGGUUGAUGAUUUAUGGGCAGAGGAACAUUGGCAAAGCAUAAAGUGUAUUUUUCCAGACAACUCUCUUGGUAGUAGGAUAAUCACCACAACGAGGAAAGCUGCAUUGGCAGAGGAAUGUUCUUACAGUUCAAGCGAUUGCAUUUACAACAUCGGGCUUCUUAGUGAUGUGGACUCUAAAAAGUUAGUACUGAAUGGAGCCUUCGGUUGUGAGCAUGAUGGUUAUCCUCAACAUUUGGAGGACGUUUUUCCCAAAAUUAUAAAAAGAUGCGGUGACCUGCCUCUUGCUUUAGUUACUCUAGCAUCCAUGUUAGCAGACCAGUAUUCAAACGAUAAAUGGGACAUACCUAUUGGAUGGAGAUGGUUAUCACAUCCAGAUGCAGAACAGAUGAUGCAGACAGUUACUCUUAGCUACAACGAUCUACCACUACAUCUCAGGACAUGUCUGCUGUAUCUAAGCACAUUUCCUAGGAACAAAAAGGUUGACAUAGACCGGCUGGUGAGGCGAUGGAUUGCAGAAGAAUUCAUCUUAACGGGGCAUGGUGCAAGUAUGGAGGAAACAGCAAGAAUCUACCUGGAUAAGCUCAUUAGCGUGAACAUGGUUCAGCCAUUGCUUCUGAACAAGGAUGGUGUAAGGUGCUGCAGGCUUCACCCCGUGAUACAUGAUUUCCUUGUCUAUAAAUCCAUGGAAGAGAACUUUAUCACUAUAGUGGACGCAGAUCACCAAGACGUCCCAUCCAACGACAGCACUAUCCGUCGGCUAUCUCUGCAAAGCAGCAUGCAAGAUCAAGACCUGGCACGGAAUGGCUCUAUGAACUUAUUGCAUGCUCGCUCCAUCAUCGUCAUUGGCCAGGCCAGCACCGCGCCUCAGUUGACUGAUUCGAGUGUGGUGCGUGUUCUGGAUUUCGAAGGCUUUGGCGGGAUGGUAUACCUUGAUGGCCUGGACAAACUUCUGCUUCUGAGGUACUUGAGCCUCAGAGGCACUAAUGUCAAUGAGCUCCCGGAGACACUUGGGGAGUUAAGGUGCCUACAGACACUGGAUGUGAGAUCCACAAAGGUGAAACAGCUGCCUCGCAGCAUUCUGAGGCUACAACAUACUUUGAUGGCUCUUUUCGUUGGUGGUGAAGAAAUGAUUAGUUCGAUUGAAACAACAAGGAUGCCAAAUGAUUUCUGGCAGUUGCACAAGCUAGAGAAUCUAGCCACUGUUGAUUUAAGGGGAAAACAUGUCAGCUUCGUUAAAGAUCUCGGUGCUCUAAAAAGUUUAAGAGUGAUUACAUUAACAUUGUCUUUUCACCAGUGUAGUGAUGGACCUCACUGUAAAGAAUUGUUAUCAUCCAUCCAAAAGUGGAGGAAGCUCAAGUCUCUGACCAUUCACUGUGGGCUCGGCUGCUCCAUGGAGUUCCUAGGCUUCCUGUCUGAUCCACCUCAGGAGCUUGAGAAGCUCAAGGUUACAGUGGGAAGAUUUGACUGUGUUCCCACAUGGAUCAACAGCCUCGUGUCUCUUUCUUUCCUCCAAAUUACCAUAUGCAAAAUAGGGACAGCUGAUCUGGACAUACUCAGAGCCUUACCCAAAUUGCAGCUCCUGAUACUAGGCUUGGACUUUGUUCCUAGAGAAACUAUAGAGAUUGAAACUGAGUGGUUCAGUGAGCUUUUGAGGUUCUCAGUCAAUUGCCCGGUGCCGUGGCUCACUUUCCAAACACGAGCUAUGCCAAAGCUCACACAUCUUCAACUAGAGUUCUGCUCAGGUUCAGCAAUGCAAGAGAGUGUUCCAUAUGGUAUCGGCAACCUCCAAAGCCUCACGGAGGUAGCCCUCCUUUACAACCAGGAAUGGUGUGCAAAUAGCUCUAGCGUCGUAAGGACAGUUGAUGCUGUGAAAAGACAGGUCGCCAAGCAUCGCAAUCCAAUCAACCUCGUCAUCAACAACAGUAAAGUUGAUGUCGUCCAAGAGGUUGAUGAGGAGACUGAGAGCGCAAUCAAAAUUCAGAGCGGCAAUGUUCAGGUUCAGCAAGUUGGAGAUGAGGUAGUGAGAAAUUCAGUAGAGACUUGAGGUGAAACUGAAAUUGAAGUUGAAGGUGAUAACAUUAACGAUGCGUAGCUCGCAAGACAAGGAAUGGUGAUCCGCGCUUCAAAGAGCAUCGAUUGCCGAAAUGAAAGGAGUACAUUGCUUCAGCUCAGGUGGAGAUGAGAACAAAGAGUUGCAGGCGCUGAUGCUGUUGGCCACUUGCAUCCAUGUUGCCGUGUCCGAUGAUCUAAAUAUGUUUGGUCACGCCGUGUUUAUGUUUUCCGUAUCCAAUUGCCGUCUGUGUGUUUGUUUAUGUUGUUGAUUGUAACCAACGAGUGCAGUGCGCGCGCCUCCGCGCGCGUAAAAUUUUCCUUUGAUUCCGUUUGGAAAUAUAUAUUUAUUUGCA